ACCGCUAGAUCGCUGUAUGCUCGAACGGAGAGUAAACUACAGUCUCAUCCGGAGAUUGCCACUCAAUACAACGAUUUUCUACGCGAAUACCUCGAUCUCGGUCAUAUGGAACCCGUCAAAGAAGGCGAGAUCCCACCGUAUACACCAGUAUACAUCCCUCAUCACGCCGUUCUACGUGAUUCCAGCGCUACCACCAAACUACGGGUAGUCUUUAACGCCUCGUGUAAAACUCGUGAUGGUACUUCUCUUAACGAUCACCUUUUGAUCGGGCCGAAGUUUCAACAAGACUUACCCGCGAUAAUCGCUCGGUGGCGUCAGUGGCGCUUUGUAUACAGCGUAGACAUCGCAAAAAUGUUCCGCCAAAUUUUAAUUGAUCCGAUCGACGCUGACUUUCAGCGUCUACUUUGGCGACCGACGCCGGAAUCGCCACUACAACAUUUUCGUUUACUUACCGUCACUUACGGAUUGGCGUCCGCGCCCUACCUCGCGAUGCGCGUUAUCAAACAGCUCGCGAUGGACGAUGGUCCUGCAUUCCCCGCUGCCGUUCCGAUUGUCGAGCAUUCGCUUUAUGUCGACGACGCGUUGUUCGGUAGCGACGAAAUUAAGGAAUUGCGUGCCGCACGGGAUCAACUGAUCGGCUUGAUGCAGAGAGGUGGAUUUCAAUUACGGAAAUGGGCCGCGAAUUCCCCGCUACUAUUAGAAGAUAUUCCGGGUAAUCAACACGAGCUCGCGGAUCAUUUUAUCGCGGCGGACGAGGCGCUAAGAGUUCUCGGCUUAUCGUGGCAACCGCACGAGGAUUCCUUUCGUUUCGUGACAACUCAGCCUGUGCUGACCAGUCCAACACGACGCUCCGUCCUAUCGUUUAUCGCAAAACUCUACGAUCCGUUAGGCUGGGCUGCUCCUGUUGUAAUUGUCGCAAAAAUUUUACUCCAGGAGCUAUGGUUGCUCAAAGGCGACUGGGAUGAUCCAAUCCCGCAGGAAUUUGUACAACGCUGGCAGAAUUACAUUUCUGACCUGCCUCGAUUAGAUUGCAUCCGUGUCCCCCGAUGGACCGGACAACACAAAGACAAUUUGUGGUUCGAGGUGCACGGCUUCGCCGACGCCUCCAACCGUGCAUACGCAGCUGUCACGUAUCUGAGGGUGGUUCACUCCUCGACUAAUUUUCAAGUCAGCCUCCUCAGCGCGAAGACAAAAGUCGCCCCUGUCAAAACUCUCAGCAUCCCUCGCCUCGAGUUAAGUGCAGUAGUUUUGUUAGGCCGGCUACUCCAGUGGACAAAAAAAUCACUUGGCUUGUCACAUGUUCCGAUUUACGGGUGGACGGAUUCCACUAUUGUACUGUCGUGGUUAAAACAGCAUCCAUCGACGUGGACCACGUUCGUCGCGAAUCGCGUUUCCGAAUUGCAAACGUCGCUGCCUUCAAUUAGCUGGAAUCACGUCUCGUCCCGCGAGAAUCCAGCCGAUUGCGCCUCGCGUGGGCUUUCAGCUGCAGAACUCGCGUCACAUAAACUGUGGUGGUCCGGACCGCCUUGGCUGAAAAGGGCCUCCACUUCAUGGCCGAAACAUAAUCCCGUUAUGGACGCGACGAACGCCGCGCAAAUUUCCGUCGAAGAACGAAAAUCUAACGCGCACCACGUCAAUGGCGAGCUAGAGUGGGAGCUUCUUCACAAGUACUCCAGUUGGACUCGACUAGUCCGAAUAACGGCGUACGUUCGCCGAUUUAUAGCAAAUUUAAAAGGGAGGACCGCAUCCCUACCGACAAAGAAGUUGCCGAUCGAUGUUGCCGAACUACGCGAAGCCGCGCGAUUUUGGGUUCGGCUCACGCAAAAAAUUCACUUCCCAAAGGAGUGGAACGCGGUCUCUAAUAAUAUUCCGGUAUCUAAAUCUAGUUCCCUGAAUACAUUACACCCCCUGAUGGGAACAGACUCAUUACUCCGUCUUGGCGGGCGGUUAAAAAAUGCCGCCCUAGGAUAUGCCGAAAGGCACCCCGUUCUGCUGCCGAAAAAUCGUGUUUCAGAGCUUCUGAUAGACCAAGCCCACCGAGCAACACUUCACGGAGGUACUCAGCUUACGUUGCGUACUCUCAGACAAAAUUACUGGAUCCUCGGUGGUCGUGGUCUUGUAAAACGGCAUAUUCGCCAAUGCGUGAUAUGCACGCGUUAUUCCGCAAGAACGUCCGUUCAGCUGAUGGGGGAUCUGCCUCCCCCACGAGUAAAUCCUUCGCCGCCCUUUUCUCAUACAGGCGUCGAUUACGCAGGGCCGUUUGGAAUAAUCUCGGUUGUCGGACGUGGUCAAAAACCCCUCAAACAUUAUGUCGCCCUGUUCAUUUGUCUCGCAACGAAAGCUAUACAUUUAGAAACUGUAGAAGACUAUUCUACAGCUGGCUUUCUUGCCGCCUUCUAUCGCUUCGUUAGUCGACGCGGCCUCCCGACGCACAUGUACAGCGACAACGGCACCAAUUUUCAUGGUGCAGAUAAAGAACUUCGUAGACACUUCCGGUCAGUGUGUGCGGACCCUGCGUUAAAGGACGCCCUCACGAACGAUGAAAUACAAUGGCACUUCAUUCCCGCUGCCGCGCCUCAUUUUGGAGGGCUUUGGGAGGCGGGUGUUAGGAGUUUUAAGUUUCAUCUUAAACGAGUUAUCGGAUCGCGUACGCUGUCGAAGACCGAAUUUGCGACUCUGCUGUGUCAGAUCGAGGCGUGCUUAAAUUCACGCCCGAUAGCUGCGCUAACGGACGAUCCCAACGAUAUGUCCGCGUUGACUCCAGGUCACUUUAUAAUAGGCCGCCCUCUAGUCGCCGUACCGGAAGAGUCAGUGCUCGAUAUCAAUGCCAACCGAUUGUCACGGUGGCAACUCGUGCGAGCGAUGCAAGAGCAGAUUUGGCGCUCUUGGUCGACAGAUUAUUUGCAAUCGUUACAAACUCGUAAAAAAUGGUCUACGCCGCAAUCGGCCGUAGCAGUAAACGAUCUUGUCAUCGUGAGAAAUCCGUUGUUGCCCCCUUCAAAGUGGGAGCUAGCCCGCGUGGUGCAAGUGCAUCCGGGCUCGGAUGGAUAUGUUCGCGUCGUCACGGUGCGUACGGCAAACUCUCAAUACAAACGUCCAAUAGCUCAAAUCUGCCAUUUACCGGUAUCCUCCGGGAGCGAUGCAUUGGAGCUAAAGACUCCUUAA
Molecule: messenger RNA, 3165 nt
Organism: Cyphomyrmex costatus
Lineage: Eukaryota; Metazoa; Arthropoda; Insecta; Hymenoptera; Formicidae
Exons: 1
Biological process (GO): DNA integration
Molecular function (GO): nucleic acid binding
Source: RefSeq, a predicted model, not a curated record